CAAAUGCACCGUAAGUCACUGACUGAAAGUAGAUUUUAGAGUGUAAAUGUUAAAAAGUUGUACUAAUGGGUCUUUUGUAUGCAAAAACAAAAAGCGAGACUCCCAGUGACCUUGUUGAUUUCACCUCUUCAUCAACUCCUCCCAAGGAUCAGAAUGCAGUUGUUGGUAAAAAUGGGAAAACAUUAAGCAGUUCCAGUGAGAAGAUAUCAUCCCAAUCAGAAAUUUCAAGGUUUGAAUCAGAAUUUGACUGCAAAGCUGCAAACCUCCUCGGCAAAGGAGCCUUUGGUGUAGUUUUCAAGGCAAAACAUAAACUGACAAAGAUGGAUUAUGCUGUGAAGAUUGUCCGCUUUAAAGAUGUGGAAAGAGCUCUACGAGAGGUGAUGGCAUUGUCAAUCCUCCAUCACAGUAACAUUGUUCGUUACUAUACAUGUUGGUUGGAGGAUUCAGGAUACCAAGGGGACAAUGCCGAUGACAGUGGCAGCUCUUCAGAGUCUUCCAUGGAUUAUUCAUUCAGGUACCUUUAUAUUAAGAUGGAGUUGUGUGACACCAAAACACUUAGAAUAUGGAUAGACGAGAGGAAUACUCAGAAUGUGAAGAAAUCUCUGCAAGCCUCCAAGAGAAGAGAAAGGUUUAUUCAGGUGUUCUUGCAACUGGCCAGUGGAGUAGAGUACAUUCAUUCCAAGAUGCUCAUCCACAGAGACCUGAAGCCCGCCAACAUCAUGUUUGGGCAAGAUGGAGAAGUGAAGAUCGGAGACUUUGGUCUGGUCGCUGAUGAGAACGAUUACGAUGCUGAGAACCUGUUGGAGAGAACUGUGUACAAAGGGACCCCGUCUUACAUGGCUCCUGAGCAGAUGAGCCAGAGAACUUAUGACCGAAAAGUUGACAUGUUUGCUCUGGGGUUGAUGUGCUUCGAAGUCCUUUGGAAAAUUCCCACUGGUCAUGAAAGGGCACUGGUUUGGCCUGAUAUCAGAAAACAGAAAUUUCCCCAACGGUUUCAUCACAUUUUUCCCAGUGAGCAUUUAAUAAUAAGGCCAAUGCUGUGUGUGAAGCCAGAAGAGCGACCUGAAGCAAGUCAGCUUAAGACAGACUUGGAAAGACUCAACGCUGAAGAAAUCAUGCGUCGUGGCAACAGGAGUAUGUGAUCACCAGAAGGAGAAAAGAUAAUGGCCAUCUGUUUCUAAAUCUUAAGCCAUACAUGUUAAAAAAGAUGGAUCUGUUUUAAUAUCUGAAAAGGAUCUCCAGUGUUUUGUUAAAUAUUCAUCAAGCUGAGUUGUAAAGCAAUUUGCUGACUUUGAAAGUCUUGUAGUGGGAACCCAGCUUUAAAUCCAGGAUUUUGAAUUGUGAAUUUUUACAAUUUUAAGAUUACACCUGGAAGUGGUUUUAGAAAUAAAGGAUGAGCAAAAAAA
This is a messenger RNA of Etheostoma cragini (Arkansas darter), 1406 nucleotides long. Its product is annotated as eukaryotic translation initiation factor 2-alpha kinase 3-like. Bases 66 to 1142 code for a protein of 358 amino acids. Lineage: Eukaryota; Metazoa; Chordata; Actinopteri; Perciformes; Percidae. Gene Ontology annotation, molecular function: ATP binding; protein kinase activity. The transcript is spliced from 9 exons. Gene Ontology annotation, biological process: protein phosphorylation. The record is from RefSeq and is a predicted model, not a curated record.